AGUAAUUACAUUAUCAUUGUUUAUAAUUUAUUCAUGAUAAAAAAAGUAAACAAACAUAAUUGCACUUCGUAACCAUAAUUCUUAAGUUUUAUUUCCUACACUCAUUUAUAACCCUAUUUUGAAAGGUAAUAAGUAGUUGAUAUUACUUAAGCUCACUUUAAACUUGUUCAUAAGUUGUCUAUCAAUGAUAGUUACAUUAUGAAUUUUCUUGAAGUUAAUAAAUAACUUUAUAAUUGUGUUUUUUCUAGAGGAAAUAUUAACCAACCAACUAUAUCCAUUCUCUUUUUCAUCUAGAACUUAUAUGUGAAAGAGAUUUAGAUUAGAGUGUAAUAGUUAUGGAUGAAGAGUUUUGCAAGAUGAUGGAUCGAUUGAUGUUAAACAUUAACAUCGUUGGAUACUGGCUCAGUGGUCUAUUGGGUAAGUGUUGACGUAUGAGACCGAAGGUCUUGAAUUCUAGCCUCUCAUGUGGGAUGGUAGAUGCGAAUUACUGAGGAGUCUCGUACUAGGACGAAACGAUCGUUCAAUACUUUAAAGUUUUGAAUGGUAGUUUAGGUUAGAUUAACUCGUGAAUUCAACGGUUAAAAUUACUUAUAUCAAUUGAUUAUUGAGUAAACGCAUGAAAGUAUGUUUUUUGCUUAUCAAUAUCUUACCUAUAUAGAAAAGAUUUCAUCACGCAAAUCAUGAUAUAUAUGUAUAUAUGUUUAUUUAUUAGCCCUAUCUCUCUUUAUCUCUACUACUAGGUUAUAAAUAAAAAGUGUGAACAGGCAUAUUGUUGACUUUCUUAUCAAUAAAUUAUCUAGAAAACAAAACAUGAAAGUAAGUGGACGGAACAACAGACAGUUGAGUCUUUUCGUAUAUAUAUAUGCAAUAAAAGUAAAGCCACGUAUAUUAUCAUUAUAUUAGAUGAGAAGUUAGUUAUCUCAUAUCAUUCCCUUCAAUCUUUCUGUCUCUUUUCUACUGUCAUAAUUAUUAUCAUUAUCUAUGUGCUGGGUUUUUUUUCAACUUUGUUCAUUUCUCGUUUAAGACAUUAUAAUUGUCAUAGUUGAAUUCACGAGUCGAUCUAAACUAGAAUACCACUAAAAACCUGGAAACAUUGAGUGGCCGAUCCAUAUCGGGUGUGAGACAGUUAUCCAUGGAUCGAUUGAAGUCAAACACUCACACCGUUUGAUACCAGUCCAGUGGUUUAGAGGUUAAACGUUAGCGCGUUAGACCAAAAGUGAUGAUUUCGAGUCUCACAUGCGAGAUGGUGGAUGUGCAUUUCUCAACAGUCUUAUAUUAGGAUAAAACGGCUGUCUAGUGCUUCCAGAUUUUCAAUGGUUGUCUAGCUUAGAUUGGCUCGUGAUUUCAACUGCGAAAAUACUACAAUCUCCACAAAUCCCUAUACUGACCCUGUAAUUGCUUCAUUUUAUCAUAUACUUUACUUUUCUCUUGUAAAACUAAAUUCAUGUAAGUGGGAUGAAACUAUAAUGAAUGUGACUUUAAUACUCAUCAAUCAAUUCCAUUCAGCCUAACCACAGAAUUUAUCACUAAAAAUAUGGUAAACUUCUUUAGUUCUAUAUAGUUUAUCAGAAAAAUGCUUGUGAGCAUUAUUGUUUUCUUUACAAAGUUAAUUAUAAAUAAAAUGGUUCUUCGGAUUCAUUAACCACUCAAGAUGGGUUGUUUUUCCAAUCAUUUUUUUAUAAAUGUUGUUCAAGAGUUUAAAAGAAAUUAGUUUAAAUAUGGAUUUUAAAGUAUUACAUUGUGUAAACACUUGAUGACCAUCUGAUAAUAACCAAUGUUUUGUUGUAUGAUCUUUGGUAUUGAUUGAAUUCUAUUAAACGAUCUGUAAUACAGUUACAAGUCUACGCUUCCAAAUUCCCUGGUAUGGCUAAGAGUGGGUAGAGUCAUCUCUCCCUCUUCAAUGGCUCUCACAUGGCCACGCGUAUACAGCCACUGUCAGGGAAGUUCUACUCACUGCAUUCUCGCGGCAUUACUGUUGUUUACGAAAUUUAGAGGACGAAAACCGAAUGUUCGGCACUUUAGCAGGGUUGGUGGAUAUGGACAGUCCACCUAGGGGAGUUGGAAAACCCUCAUUCAAAACCAGUGGUGUACAUGGUCUCCAGUAUCCUGAAGGAAAAAUGAAGUAUGAACCAAUUGUUGGUUACUAGCUACCAUGAGACUGCAUCUCUUAACGUUGCUCCACUGCCUUGUGGAUUAGGCAUUGAGGUCGAAGGCCCUCCUAAGAAAAGCACUUGCUUUGGUUUGGGAACCCUGGCAGUAUCAUAGCCCACAUACAAGUCAAGUGACUUGUGUGGUGCAUAUGUAUCCGGUGCCCCUCCCUGCUAAUAUUUAUAUGUUUAAAUAAUAAUAAUAAUAAAUAAUAAUAAUAAUAAUAAUAAUAAUAAUAAUAAACUUGGUAAGGCGGUGUGAUGAAUGAGGUAUGUUCGCAUCUCACACCGGGAUUAUCAGUCCCCUCAAGAUUAGAUAGAUACUUUGCUAAUGAGUGCUAAAUAGACCAAGGCUUUAGUUCAUCAAUUCUCUUUGAUGAUGUUCAGUUACUUAACACUUAAAAGUGUUAGGUUUAAUUCAUUGAAUACUUAUUCACUACUGAUUUUAUUUGGUGUAAAACCUUAGACUUAUAUUUUUAACAAAGUUCUGUGGAUCCAUAGUCAUGAAUAGACAAAAAAGGUACUAGAUGAAUUAAAGUGGAAUGUACCAUAAAACAGUCCUUAUUAGCUACUUUAAGCUUUGAAUAUAAAGUCAUUGAUGAUUGUGUUUGGUAUGACAAAAUAAAGUCUUCCAUAUUAUUUUAGUAGUUUGGUACAAUCCGAUCUAAUGCUGACUGUUUCAAAUUCUAAGGUAUCGUUGAGUAAACUAUUGGGCUAUUAUGAAGUUUUAAAUAAUUAAACAUUUCCUUUUAUUCCGCCUUAGUAUAGAUUAUUUGGGGGUGAGACUAUAAUUUAUGGACGACCUUUGAGCUAAGCUAGACUGACCUUGAGAGUGUCCACCUAAUAUCUAAGACCAAAUGAAGGUUCUCAACCUGUUUGAGAAAUUAGAAUUAUGUUUUACAGCAGAUGAUUAAGGUUAGGAACUAGAUUUUGGGUUUUCAUCACGAACUGACAUCAGCUAUAAUGCGAAAACUCUAUUUAGCCAAAUGGUUGAGUGAAUUUCGCGCCAAUAUCCGAGGCCCAUUACCUUAUAUCUUACUGGUUCAUUCAUAAAUUAUAGUCUCGCCUAUUUAGGUUUUACUCAUGAUGGGUGGGCGAGAAUGAUAAUGAUUGGUUGUCUACUUAGUCAGACAUGUAGAUAGUUUGAUAGGUGUCAGAUGAGUUAUAUAUUCCCCCAUCCUUAUUAUUAUUAUUAUUAUUAUUACUCACCCAUUAUUGAUUGUUCAUUGUUGUUGGAUUGUGUCGGGUUUUUAGUGUAGAAACAUAUCUACGUUCUAGCCAGGUUAACCACGUAUUCUUGAUCUGAGUUGUGUUGAAAUCCUGUAGAAUAGACACUGGGAGGGAAUCUAGUGUAGAUAAUUGUUUAAGGUAAAUUAACGUCCCAUAGGUGUAAACGUGGAAAACUAACCGUUAUAACAAUUAGCGACGAGGUAAAAAAAGUUCUAAACCCUCAAUCUACAAAAUAAAAAAUCAAGAUCAGCCUAUAAUUAGACGAAAUUUAGUGUAAUUAUUUCGAGCAAUCAGCAUCCAGAUUUGUCAUCGGUGUCCUGGAACGACAUUGGUUGUUAAUUCGUCAUGCAGUAUUUUUCAUUACCGUGCUGAUUCAGAAAAUGGCUAUCUCUUCCGAUCGAUUACAGCUGGUAUUUGAGCGUCAGUUAGAGUUCUUAGUCAAAUUACGCACACAGCUGCUGAAUCAUCUAUGCUUUGGAGAUGAGACAGAAGUGGCUGGAUUAAUUUCUCGAUUGCGCACAGAGCUGGAAAAUGAUUGCAGCCUCCAUGAAUCCUUGACAAACCGUAAUUUAAACGAAACUGCAGUCAUUCAAGAUCCGCCCAGUGGUCCAGUACUGUCAAUUUUAGAGGCAUGCCUGGUAGUGGGUUUAAACCCCAUUAUCCUCGAAACAGUAUGUGCAAACAGUGAAUUGUCCAGCUCACAAAAAGACGAUACCCUGUUAAACGUUCAUGAAAUUGUCUCAGUAAUCACCCACAAAGAAACAGAAAACAUAUCGAGCAGUACACUGAAUACAGCUGCACCAGAUGGAGCUCAUCAUUCUGCGAUAGAGGUUUCUCGGGAAUCUAAUUAUCGAGAUUCUCUAGUUUUACCAGAUAUGAAUUAUCUUGAUGACGCACAUGUUCUUGAUAAAAAUUCUUAUAAAAAUGAGGAAAAUAUGUCAGAUGCAUCAAAUGACAAUCAAGAACCUAAUGCAGUUUUGAUGGAUGAUGAUUAUCAUAGUGAUCCACUAUCUACUAAUGAGAUUCUCAAUAAAUUUGAGGAAGCUGUUUCAGAAGAAUCAAACUUUGGUGACCUCAUAUAAAGUGUUGUUGAUCCUCACCAUUUAAUCACUUUUAGUGGAUUCUCUGUUCAAUGCGACAAAUAUGUUUUAAAUAAAGUCAAAUUAAUUGUAACUUGGGAAUAUGAGGAUCGAAUACUAUUUUGGAGGGGGAGGAUAAACCCGGAAAAUUUGAAAUCCGAAUAUCAACUCCGCAUCUUCAAAAAAAGGGAGGUGUUAUGUCACGAUAAACAUAAUGAAUGAUAACUUUGGGGAUUCAUUUGUGGACCAAUACUAAGCGUAUAUUUUUAUCGUGUAAUUGUUAAGUAACUAAACUAUUAAUAUUCAUGUCACUUUUAUUAUGAGCUUUAUUUUGACCUGUGAACUAUUAUCAUACGAUUUACCAUUCCUGAGUUAUUCCCAGUCUAUCAGUUUCUGUCUCCCUUUUUCACAGCCACAUUUGGCUAAAUCUUGUACAAGUGUUGUUUCCUAUUUUAUGGUACGGUGUGGUCUGUUUGAUUGGUAUAUAAACUCAGUAUGUUUAAAAUAAAUGAUUCAUAUCACAAAGGCUGAGACUGGUGUUCUGGACUUAACAAGCAGGGCUAGGUGGGAAGCAAUACCGAUAAGGACUCUAGACUGCUCGUUGAUGUUUUAUGCGUCAUUGGUCCGAUCGAUAAUUCACUGUUCUCUAAUUGGUGGUAUCAUUACGUUAUACAUUGAUAGGGGCACAAGAUAUAACAACUUAUCAACUGAAGAGCUUGGAUUCUAACUCGGUUUGAAUGGUAGGACGUUGUCAUCAAUUUUUAUACAGAAACAUGUAGUUCGAAACCCGAUACACAAACAUGUGAUUGCAAAAUAAGUUAAAUUAAUAUUACCUAUUUACAAUGGGUCCAUAAUUGUAGCAGAAGUAAUCUAUUCAAAACAGAACAAUAAUAAUAGUAUAUAACACCCCUCAAAUCAUUUAAUGAGUAUGCAUUUUCAUAGAUUUCAUAAGACCCAUCAAAAAAUCACAUCUCUGUUUUAGACCAGGACAUAUAAUGUGAGUUAGCGAGUGUGUAUUCUUUGAGCACUUCAGAAUUGCAAGAUAUAUUGUUAACUGAGUGGAUAAUUAAAGACAAAACUCCAGGUUAACAUUUAAGGGAUCAACAAUUUUAGUAGUUGACAAAAUAUCAUCAAUGUUAUUAAAUUAAUGAACAUGCCCAAGUUCGAUUAACACUACAAAAGUAGAAAGUAUUGAACAUAUAUUUCACCCUAGUAUGGAACCAUUCAGCUGUGCAGAUUCACAACCCCAUUGGUGAUAGGACCCAGGACCUUCAUAUCACAAUAGGCACUUAUCCAAC
Molecule: messenger RNA, 5754 nt
Organism: Schistosoma haematobium
Lineage: Eukaryota; Metazoa; Platyhelminthes; Trematoda; Strigeidida; Schistosomatidae
Exons: 1
Coding region: 3758-4459 (233 amino acids)
Source: RefSeq, a predicted model, not a curated record